Messenger RNA from Funneliformis caledonium, 154 nucleotides. The record is from the annotation of a GenBank genome assembly. NCBI's taxonomy places the organism in Eukaryota, Fungi, Glomeromycota, Glomeromycetes, Glomerales, Glomeraceae.
CACAGAUAGUAGUGACAUGAAAGAGAUUUUGAGAAAUAAUUCUGAUAUUCAUUCAGAAAAUACAGGAUUAGAGGCAGAUACAAAUAUAAAUCAAAUAAUAUCAAGUCAUUUGUUACCAUAUGCAGUGAUAGAUUUAAAAGAUGGAAAAUUAUAA